Molecule: messenger RNA, 1895 nt
Organism: Meleagris gallopavo (turkey)
Lineage: Eukaryota; Metazoa; Chordata; Aves; Galliformes; Phasianidae
Source: RefSeq, a predicted model, not a curated record
CUGGUAUACUUUGUUUUUCAGGAGGACCCAAAUGACAUCGAUGCCAAAAGGAAAGACAUGCAUGUCAGUGAUGGGGAGGAUAAAGCUCAAAGUGUGGAGACGUUACCUCCAGGCAAAGUUCGGUGGCAAGACUUUGAUCAAGAUGCUUAUGUUAGCGCUACCAUGGUGCGAUCUGGUCAGGAUCCAUAUGCUCGCAAUAAGUUUAAUCAGGUAGAAAGUGACAAACUACGAAUGGACCGAAACAUUCCUGACACGAGGCAUGAUCAGUGUCAACGGAAACAAUGGCGGAUAGAUUUGCCAGCCACUAGUGUGGUGAUCACCUUUCAUAAUGAGGCAAGAUCUGCUUUACUUCGAACUGUUGUCAGUGUCCUUAAAAAAAGCCCAUCACAUCUUAUUAAGGAAAUCAUACUAGUAGAUGACUACAGUAAUGAUCCUGAUGAUGGUGCUCUAUUGGGAAAAAUUGAAAAAGUGCGAGUUCUUCGAAAUGAUCGCCGAGAAGGCUUGAUGCGCUCCCGGGUCAGAGGGGCAGAUGCAGCACAGGCAAAAGUACUUACUUUCCUGGAUAGUCACUGUGAAUGCAAUGAACACUGGCUGGAGCCACUUUUGGAAAGAGUAGCUGAGGACAAGACCAGAGUUGUGUCUCCUAUUAUUGAUGUAAUUAAUAUGGACAACUUCCAGUACGUGGGGGCAUCAGCUGAUUUAAAAGGCGGCUUUGACUGGAACCUGGUAUUCAAAUGGGAUUACAUGACACCAGAGCAAAGAAGAGCACGGCAAGGAAACCCAGUUGCUCCCAUAAAGACACCCAUGAUAGCUGGUGGGUUAUUUGUGAUGGACAAAUCCUAUUUUGAAGAACUGGGGAAGUAUGACAUGAUGAUGGAUGUUUGGGGUGGAGAAAACUUAGAGAUCUCAUUCCGAGUUUGGCAAUGUGGUGGGAGCCUAGAAAUCAUCCCUUGCAGCAGAGUGGGGCAUGUAUUCCGCAAGCAACAUCCGUACACGUUUCCUGGUGGGAGUGGUACCGUAUUUGCAAGAAAUACACGCAGGGCGGCAGAAGUCUGGAUGGAUGAGUACAAGAAUUUCUAUUAUGCAGCAGUGCCUUCAGCCAGGAAUGUACCUUAUGGAAAUAUUCAAAGCCGAAUGGAACUCAGAAAAAGACUUAGCUGCAAACCCUUCAAGUGGUAUCUUGAAAAUGUUUAUCCUGAGUUACGGGUCCCUGAUCAUCAAGAUAUAGCUUUUGGGGCUUUGCAGCAGGGUACCAAUUGCCUUGAUACUUUGGGCCAUUUUGCAGAUGGUGUUGUUGGAGUUUAUGAAUGUCAUAAUGCCGGAGGAAACCAGGAAUGGGCCUUAACAAAGGACAAGUCAGUGAAACACAUGGAUUUGUGCCUUACUGUUGUGGACAGAGCACCUGGUUCACUAAUAAAACUUCAGGGCUGCAGGGAAAAUGACAGCAGACAGAAAUGGGAACAAAUUGAAAGCAACUCUAAACUGAGGCACGUUGGCAGCAACCUCUGUCUAGACAGCCGAAAUGCCAAAAAUGGUGGUCUCACUGUUGAGAUCUGCAGUCCUUCUUUAUCACAACAGUGGAAAUUCACACUUAAUCUGCAGCAGUAGAACUUACAAGCAAAAUGCUGUUUCAACUUAUAGACAUCGGGCAAAGUUUUUGAUUGAAUUACUGAUGUAUUUCUUAAAACUUUCCACGGAACUUAUAUACCUCAGUAUUCCAUCUUUAUCUGAAAGUAGGAGAGUGCUGAAGCGGACGCCAGGGAACAGGUGGACUCGGAGCACUGCAAAGAUUUCACUGAACGUGGCUGCAGCACAGCUUCUGCUUGGUGUGAAGACUGUAACAGUUCCUUUCUGUCUUCAGUUACAUACUUGCACAGCAGAUAACUAACUCUAGG